AAAACAUCCAAAUCCAAACCAUAGUAUAAAUACGUAGCUUAGAAGAUAAAAACCCUAGCCUUCUUCACCGUUCUUCAGGGUUUACAACAGCGCAGCUCCUUACAAAGGAAGAAAAAAUGGCAGUUCCGUUGCUGACAAAGAAGAUUGUGAAGAAGAGAGUGAAGAAGUUUAAGAGGCCACAAUGGGACAGGAAGAUCUCUGUCAAGGAAAACUGGAGAAGACCCAAGGGUAUUGAUUCAAGGGUCAGGAGAAAAUUCAAAGGUGUAACUCUGAUGCCCAACAUUGGUUAUGGAUCAGACAAGAAAACUCGCCACUAUCUUCCCAAUGGAUUUAAGAAGUUUGUUGUGCACAACGUGCAGGAGCUUGAGCUUUUGAUGAUGCACAACAGGACUUAUUGUGCUGAGAUUGCCCAUGAUGUCUCUACAAGAAAGAGAAAGGAUAUUGUCGAGCGUGCAGCUCAGUUGGAUGUUGUUGUUACCAACAAAUUGGCUAGGUUGAGGAGCCAAGAGGAUGAGUAAACAUUAGUACUUUUAUUUUGGAUUUUUGGUACAAUUCUGUGUAAUUUCAGGAUUAAAAUGUUUUUGAUUGAAUUAUGUUCAUUUCUGAAUCCUAAUGAGUUUACUGCUUCGCUGAA
Mercurialis annua (annual mercury) is the source of this 634-nucleotide messenger RNA. Its product is annotated as 60S ribosomal protein L32-1. Gene Ontology annotation, cellular component: cytosolic large ribosomal subunit; ribosome. The coding region runs from base 117 to 518 and encodes 133 amino acids. The record is from RefSeq and is a predicted model, not a curated record. Lineage: Eukaryota; Viridiplantae; Streptophyta; Magnoliopsida; Malpighiales; Euphorbiaceae. The transcript is spliced from 4 exons. Gene Ontology annotation, biological process: translation. Gene Ontology annotation, molecular function: structural constituent of ribosome.